Messenger RNA from Malaclemys terrapin pileata, 9944 nucleotides. RefSeq names its product ST6 N-acetylgalactosaminide alpha-2,6-sialyltransferase 3 (gene ST6GALNAC3). The record is from RefSeq and is a predicted model, not a curated record. Gene Ontology annotation, molecular function: alpha-N-acetylgalactosaminide alpha-2,6-sialyltransferase activity. NCBI's taxonomy places the organism in Eukaryota, Metazoa, Chordata, Testudines, Emydidae. The transcript is spliced from 5 exons. Gene Ontology annotation, biological process: oligosaccharide metabolic process; ganglioside biosynthetic process. Bases 169 to 1083 code for a protein of 304 amino acids.
AAGACUAAUAGGACUAACGGAUCUUAGAAUUGUGGUACCCUUAUUUGGAUCUUCAGGAAUGUAGGCUAUAGCAGUUUUGCAGCGCUACCAGCCUUUUGCCUCACACUGGAACUGUUUCUGACAAAGUAGAAUCCUGCUGCUUUGUGGUAGGAAGGAUAGAAAAAGAACAUGGCCUGCAUUUUGAAGAGAAAGUCCAUUAUUGCAAUAAGUUUCAUAGCAGCAUUCCUCUUCGUCAUCGUUCGCCUUACAAAUGAAGUAAACUUCCCUUUGAUUCUAAACUGCUUUGGACAAACUGGUGUAAAGUGGAUGCCAUUUUCCGACAAACAAAGGCGGCCUCUCAGAACUCACUAUGGAUAUAUAAAUGUAAAAACACAAGAGCCUCUCCAGCUAGACUGUGACAUCUGUGCCAUUAUUUCGAACUCGGGUCAGAUGGCUGGUCAGAAAGUGGGAAUUGAAAUUGACCAGUCCUCCUGUAUAUGGAGAAUGAACAAUGCUCCUACCAAGGGUUAUGAGGUGGAUGUUGGGAAGAAGACGACCAUACGAGUGGUCUCACACACCAGUGUUCCCCUAUUGCUCAAGAAUCCCGAUUACUUUUUCAAGGAAACCAAUAGCACGGUAUAUGUCAUCUGGGGGCCUUUUCGAAACAUGAGGAAAGAUGGCAAUGGCAUUGUGUACAACAUGCUGAAGAAAGCUGUUGACAGCUACCCCGAUGCCAAAAUCUAUGUGACAACAGAAAAGCGCAUGAAUUACUGUGAUGGGGUAUUUAAGGAGGAGACCGGAAAAGAUCGAGUCCAGUCAGGUUCAUAUCUCAGCACUGGGUGGUUUACCUUAAUUCUGGCUAUGGAUGCCUGCUAUGGAAUUCAUGUCUAUGGGAUGAUAAAUGACACCUACUGCAAGUCAGAAGCCUUUCGAAAGGUCCCUUACCAUUAUUAUGAACCAGGAAGAGAUGAAUGUGAUGAGUACUUUCUGCAUGAAAAUGCUCCCUAUGGAGGUCAUAGGUUUAUCACAGAAAAGAAAGUAUUUGCUAAAUGGGCCAAGAAGCACACAAUAAUAUUUACACACCCCAACUGGACACUGUCUUGAUGUUGGUUCUUCUUUAGUAGCAUAAUAUUACAAAAAUGCCUCAGUUUACAAUGAUCUUGCUUACAUCUGAUGGACUUUCACACGCUAGAUAAACUAAACUAAAACUCAAUGAUAGAGAAGUUGAUGGAUCAGCUGUUAAGCAAAACUUACCAAUUUGUGGAAGGCAGAUGAGUUGCUUAUUUUAUCACUAAGGGGUAUAAACUACAUAAUGCACUUUACAUUUUGACUGCAUUUUAAUUCAAGACAACAGCCAUUUCCAGAUAGCAGUGAUUUCAUGUUAUAUACAAGCAUGCCCACAGAGUGGUGGCCCUUAGAAACUUUCCAGUUGCCUUAGGUAAUUAAAAUGACUAUUUGCAGUUAGUUAACCUCAAGAUUUGCAGUACUAAAGGUAACUUCCUAUAGGCAAAUAUAAGGGAAGAUAGUAGAUUCUGAGGUAACUGUAUUUAUUUGACUUACAUACAACUGGAUAAAUUUUAAGGACCACCAAUGUGACAGUAUGUAUAUACUUUCACAUGCAUCCACACUCACUGGGUGUGCUAAAGUUAGAGAUGGGAUAAAUAAUGAUUCCUGAACUAUAGAUAACGCCCAUGUGCAAAGAUAUUCAUAGCUCAAAGGCCCAUAGGUAACAAAGAAGCUCUGGUUACCUACUUACACCUCUACCUUGAUAUAACACGACCCAAUAUAAUACGAAUUCGGAUAUAACGCAGUAAAGCAGUGCUCUGGGGGGCGGGGCUGCGCACUCUAGUGGAUCAAAGCAAGUUCAAUAUAAUGCGGUAAGAUUUUUUGGCUCCCAAGGUCAGCGUUAUAUCGAGGUAGAGGUGUACUUCCAUAUUGGUUGGCCUCCAUCAUCUUGAAUGAUGUAAUUCAUCUAGACACCGUCUCAAAUUGUAGUAUUUUUAGAAGAUGACGUUCCAGCAUCCACCAACAUUAGUUCACUUUUUGGGACAUCACCCUAAAUUGUCCCUGGUUUUUGAAACAGUAGCUCUACAAAUGGUGUAAAAACAUGGUGGUGGGUAGGGGACGCCUAGGGAUACCAGGACAGGACUUGGAGUACAAAACUCCUGAGUUCUGAUCCCAGUUUUAACACCGAAUCCCUUGCAGCCUUGGACAAUUUGUUUCCCCUUUCUGCCUCUGUUUUUCCACCUUUAAAAAUGGGGAUAAUACUUCUCUACCUCACAAAGGUCUUGUGAGGAUUAAUUAAUGUCCAUAAAGUGUUUUGAAGGUGAAAAAUGGUAUAUAAGCAUUUAUUAUUAUGGCAACACCAAUGGCACUUGGCAUAGCCAACAUACAAGAAUGUAUUUGAGGAGAGUGGCAGCCGUGUCAGGGUCUGAUCCUGCAAGAUGCUGUGCCUCUCUUUUAUCCUGUGUGUUCUCCCUAAUGCUGAGUUCCCUCCACUUUCAGUUAGAGUUGAGGGUUCUCUGCGCCUCACAGGAUUAUCGCAUCAAUGGGAUAGCUCUUGAGUUUUUAUACUUGCCCAUCUCUAAUUCAAAUACACUGUUCAAAGUGAACCAUCAUUUAUUUCAACUGCAGCAGAACCAUUUUUAAUUUGAAAAUAAUUCAACUAAACAUGUGACCUUUUUUACUGUAUUUAAAUUAAUGUUUAAGUCUCUUUCCAUUUGAAACAUUUCCUAAAAACGUUUUAGCACCUGGAAUGUCAGCUUCAACACUGUAAUAACCAAUACUGUGAAACUUGAAAGAAGUGUGUGUGGUGCACUCACACUAUUAAACAGGAAACUUUGUAUGCUUUUAUAAAUCAUGAAAAGGGGAAAGGAAAAACCUAUUUUUACAUGUUGCAGUGUUGUUAUAGCCGUGCUGAUCCCAGGAUAUGAGAGAGACAAUUACCUCACCUUUCUUGUCUCUCUAUUUUUACAUGUAAGUGUUUGUAUACUGACUGAAUUGCCUAAUGUAUAUUUGUAUAUGUAAAUCUAUAUUUGAUAUGUCCGGAGCAUAUAUAUUCUUCUUCAACAUCAUUAAGUGCCACCCUUCUGUAAUGAAGAGGAAACGCCAUUCCCCUUUGUUGUUGAGAGUGAUGUCCGUGUUUCUUCUUUGUUUCCCUUGGACUAUGCCACUGGCUUUUUCCAUUGCCGCAUCUUCCUGAUGGUUUUUAAAAUACAUGAGCUUUCUCCUCUUAUUACCUAUUGUGUGCCAUAGGUGUGCCUGGUUCGUGGCAGGCACAACCCUGAUGGGCUUUUGGUUAAGGCACUGGACUAAGCCUCGGGUGAUUUAGGUUCAAUGCCUGGCUCUGUCACAGGUCACAUGAUCUCUCUCUGCCUCAGGUCCCCAUUGCAGAAUGAGAAUUAUCACAUUUCCUUACCGCAUACUUUGUCUGUCUUUUUCUUUGACUGCAAGCUUGUCAAGCCAGAUAGUGUCAUGCACAAUGUGUCUGUACAGCGCCUUGCACAAUGGGGCCACAAUCUCAAUUGGGGCCUGUAGACACUUACAUAAUAUACAAAUAAUAAAAAUAAUUAUUAAAAUGCCUCCUCUAUUAUAGACCAAUACAGCAAGGGCUGAAAGAAAGAAAGGAUGGGGAAAGGGUAAUGUAAGGAUGAAGGUUGCAGCUGUGAGCCCAUGAACUAGAUUUGCUAUGUGCAUACAUAUCUUGUCAAUUUGAAUGGAUAGAUAGAAAAUUAAUAAAAGGAGCUGCAAUGAGGGAUUUAAAGGAAGAACAAAGGAUACUGGGCACACUGCGCUAUGGGGAAUGUUCUCUGCAUACUGUACAAGGGCAACAUGGGGAAAUGUGUAAAGUCACUCGUAGGGAAAGGAACCCAAAGGGUGAACAUCAGGCGAGACAAGGUGGCAGAAUUAAAAGGGUUAAUGGGGAAGAAGGGGUGACUAGUGAUGAGAUAUGGGCAGAAAUUGUGCAUGUGGGUGAGAGGAGCCUUCAUGUGAGAGAAAAUCUUGCAUGAUAGGUCGUAGAUUCCUCAGAUCAGUAGCCUACAAUUCUUCUACAAUAUACACUUUGGCAAAAUGCCCUCCAUCCUCUCUCUCAAAAAUAUCAUUUUUUUCCCACAAUAAGGACAGAAUAAAGACCUGGGUGAUCCUUUAUCCACAUGUGGAAAGGACAAUAUUUCAAUAUCAUUCCAGCAUAAAGGCAAGAUAGUUUUAAGCUGAUUGGAACUUGUUCAGAUCAACAUAAAUCUGUUGUAAAGUGUGUGAAGCCUUAUUCUUAAAAAUAAACAGGGCCAAUGCAAAUAUUUAAUACAAUUAUACAACAUCCUCCAAGAGUAAUCAGGACAUCCCACUCACCAAUCCACAAAUGGUGUUUUACAUUAAUAUAAAAAACGGGAGACCUAAACUGGUUUAAAAUUUGCAGUGUGUGUUUACAGAUAGCGGUUAACACACAUUCUGCUACAGAAAGCCAAUCUUUGGUAUGUAUUCAGUUCUGACUUUGCAUUCUGUUCAGCAUUUGCAGUAUAUUAUAUGGGAAAAAGGUGCAGCAUGGCUUAGUGGAUAUGGCACUGGAUUGGGACAUAGGAGAGAGAGGGUCUAAUCACUUCUGUGCUAUUGCCUGGAUGUAUGACCUUAGGCUAGUCACCACUCUAUGCCUCAGUUUCCCCAUCUGGAAAAGGAGGGUCAUGAUACUGACCUUUAUACAGCACUUUGAGAUCUACUGAUGACAAGUGCCAUGUAAGAACUAGGAGGUAUUAUUUCUUUACUGACUAUAGAGUUUCUACGGAAAUGCUCACUGACAUUCCUCUAUCCCUGUACGAAUGGGAACUAAGGCAAAGCAUUUCAGUGUGUUCUUAGGUGCAUUGCUGAAGAGAGAUAGAGUUAAAAACAAGCUUAUGUCCCACUGAAGUCAUCCAUGUGCUUUGCUCAUUAGGAAUGAACUGCUAAAUUGGGGCCUAAAUGGGGGAGUUUGGUGAGCCUAAGGCUACCAAUCAGUUUCUCCCUAAAAAUUAAUACUAUUUUCUCUGCUAUCAUUGGAAAAUACACCACAAAUGUUUUUAAUCUGUAUUUAAAAAAAACUUUUCUAAAGAGGAAAUUAUUCUAAAGUUAAUGGAAUCUAUUGUAGCUCUUUAUGGAAUAUUUACAUGCUGUAUGGAAUGGCUCAUCAGACUUUAUCAUGUGCAAUGCCCAGUUAGGUAAAUACAUCUCUAGCAGCAGCUAAAUGGGUAGCAGAAUUACAAAACUCAUUAGACUGCAGUUGUCACAAAGCAAACUUGGAAGUGUUGCUACCUGCUUGUAGUAGGAUCCUUGAAUUUGCAGGUUGAGAAGAACCACAUUGAAACCACAUUAGAAACAUUGCAUCAAGCUUUAUGCACACCAGAGUAAAUGAACAUCACUUCCUUUAUUUAAAUUAGCCUGUCUUUAGCAUAAACUAAAUGCAAUUUUUCAUUAUUUUUAUUAUAUGGAUAAGGAACUGUGACCAUUGUGUUAAAGAUGAUUGUGUUAGAAAUCAGCACUGCAGUGUGGAAAAAAGGCUUUUGUUGUGUGACUGCGUUACGAGACCUUGAUCAUUUACCUUCUGAGAGCAGUUAGGACGGCAGUUCAGAAACAUUUAUUCUUUUAAAUAAGGACUACUACAAAUUACCUGACCUUAAUUAGAUGCUAUUUGCUUACUUUAUUUGAGGACCCCUAUUUUAAUCAACUGCUCAUGUGAGUAAAGAAAGUAAGCAGUUGACCUGUAGAGUUCAAAUAGUUCUCCUAGUUAUAUUUGGUAGAAUGAUAUUCACAAAUAAUUUGUGUGUUUUUGCCAUCUGUCAUCAAAUAAGUGAAACACAAAUAUUUGUAUCUUAAUUCAGUCAGCUGUUAGACAGUUAAAUAUUUGUCAAAUGAAUUAUUUGUGAAUACUUUUUAUUCGUGUCAAAUAAGUAAAUUUGCAUUCAUUGUCUGACCAGCUAUAGGCCUAACUUAGAUAAAAGGUUAAAAUAUAGGACCCAUUUAUUUUGCAUACUUUCUGUGUGGCCUGUAGAGCUGGUUACAGUUUUCAAAAAUGUCUUGGAAAAAAUUGGGGCAAAUAUUUUCACAAAAUGUUUUCCAUUUUUAUCCAUCUCUAGUUGCAUGUUACAUAGCUACAGGUAUGUAACUUCGAUACAUUUAGAUGAUGUUGCAAUUGCAUAUGAUGUGUGUCAAGUUAAAUAAUGUUUUCCAGUCAGUCUCUGGAAAUUGGCCCUGACCUGCUCACUCCUCCCCUCCCACUUGCCAAGGCUCCAACUCUGCCACUUGCAGAGGAGUACGCAAGGUACAGAGGAGAGAGGAGAUGGUUCCGUAGAGGCAGCUGAGCCCCUCUCCCAGGCAGGAUGAGGAGAUAUGCACACAGAGGGCUCCAUAUGCAGACAGAUACAAAGUGGGUGGUCCAGGUUCUCUGUCUUAGAUACCUGGCUUGUGUGUCUUGUUCACAUGUUCAGGAUCUAACUGAUUUCCAGAUUUGGGGUUGGAAAGGAAUUUCCCCACAGGUGGGGUGUGGAUCACCUGCUGGGAUUAUCUGGGCAUGUCUCACCUAAUGAGUUCAUGGCCAUUGCAGGGAUCUUGGGCACUGGUGACACCUCAGUCUCUCAUGUUCUCUGUCUGAGACGCAAAACAGUUUAUUGUCCUGAGGACUAAAAUGCUUUAAUUUAACUGACGCCAUUGGGCUCAGCAUAGGGUAUUUGCAUGAAAUGCAAUGGUCUGUGUUAUACAGGAGGUCAGACUAGAUGAUCUAAUGGUCCCUUCUGGCCUUCAACUCUUUGAAACUUAUGAAACUCUGAAAGGUCAUAACAGACUGAAGGAGUUUGAGUAGGAGCAACCUGUGUUCAGGAAAGGUCAUUUUAGCUAUUGCUUCAACAUUCAUAGAGUGCUCAUUGCUAUGGUAUAGGCCCUGGGUAGUCACUGAGGGCCCAAUCCAAAGCCCACUGAAGUCAAUGGAGGUAUCUCCAGUUACUUCAAUGGGCUUUGAAUCAGCCACAGAAUACCCCUCACUAUAAAAUCUUGGCAGUCAGAUGAACUGAGGUAAACAGUCUUGUGUAGCAAGCACCAGGUGCACUAUUGCAUUGUAUAAAUAGUAAUAGUAAUAGUAAUGUUAAGGGAGAGCAAGUUCAGCAUUGUUGGGGCUGUCCCAACCAAUGCUCUAUCACCAGAGGUACAAUGCCGGAACCUGUCUCAGGACAGCUGAGGUCAGAGCACAGAUGCUCACCCAGAAAUCAUGUCAAAUAAAGCAAAGAACAUUCAACCUCGAAUUAUAAAUGUUUAUUGCCCUGAGAAGAUGGAAAAACAGGCACUUUACACAUUCCUGCUUGUGUUUGGUUGCAAAUCAUCUCUGACUGUAUUUCAGAAAUAGCAUAUGCCUCUAGUGAUGCUAGAGCUAGUCUAGUACUUGUUUUUGAUGAACCUUAGAGUAACCACAAGAGUAAAAUUCCAUGUCAGUUUCCAAAGCAUCAGCUUAGAGCUGUCCUUGGGCAAUGGUACAUAUCGAGUACAACAAAUAGUCGUGGGUUUUGUUGUUGUUGUUUCCUGACUUGGCUUGGUUAGCUCUUUUGAGCAGAAAGUGUUUAAUUUUCAGCAGAUGUGUCUCUUUCUGUUCCUUUAUUCUUUGGAGGAUACAGAGAAAUGUGACUUAAACAUGCAGAGGUGAAGGAUGCCUUGGUGAAUAAAUAGCCAAAAUCCAAAUGUACCUUCUUGAGUACUGAUGUGUUUCUGUGCAAAGCUUCAGGAAACAACAUGUUGUUUGUUUACUCCCUGUUACAUAACCCACAGAAUAUUCAUGUCCAUGGAUUGGAUUGGUGCUCCCACGGUGAAAUCUUCAAGAGGAGACUAAUGGGGGUAGGAAUGAAAUCCUUCCCCAUAAGAUCUGUCCAAAAUAGGGAUUCCCAGGAGAUCAGGGCCGUCUGCUUGGCGUCCCAGCUUUCACUGCCAGCUUUGGCCCCCCAAACUGCCCUGCUCCCACAGCUCCAUUAGAUUAUAUGCAUCCUCCACCCCAAACAGGGCAGUUCAUGACCUGCUUGUAGCCUGCCCAAUUCUUUCCCCUUCCCCUCCCCCACAGAACCUGUUCCCACAGAGCAUCAUUUGAGGACUCUUGGGAAGAGGAACCCUCAUCCCCUUUAGCACUUGGAGAUAUAGAGUCAUAAUCUAGCCCCAGGUAUGAGUGGUGUGAGUGUCCAGGUCUUGGAAGAGGGGGCAGUUCAGCUGAAAUGCCAUCGAGUUAUGUUACUGUCAGUAUGUUUUAAGCUUAACUCACUUGCAAAGGGUAAUGAGUUCAUGGACCCUUCCAACAUUUGAUUUUGAAUGUAUCACUGGCUGCUAUUGUAAUAAGUCCUGUAGAAAUGAGGGUGUUAGUAUGUUAAUAUGAUCUAGUACCAUUCUGAUUUACCGGCUCUAAAGAAAUUGUAACUUGAACUAAUGCAUGUUUUUACCAUGUAGUAUGCAUGAUAGCAUGUUAUGUAUUAUUUUAUACUCAUACUGUAAUAGGUAAUGUAAGUUAUGUGCAUAUUGUAAGCAAUAGUAGCUCUUUCUCUUUAAUAUUGUAUGACAUUGAGUUGUAGUGCUUUGCUUCAAACCUAUAGCAGUGCCAUUAGCAGACUGUGGCAUAUAAACUAGUGAAGCCAGUCAGGAAACGUUUACUAAACUUGACAUUUUUCACUUGAAUAUCAGACAUAGUUAAACAUGUUUUUGUGAACCUACCUUGGGGCUCAGCUAUCAUUUCUGUGCCCUGCUAUAAGGAAAGCCCACAUUUGGGUAUAACCUCAGGAAUGACUUUCUUGACACAGGCUGUGUCAAAUACAUUAUGUUGUUAGGGCAGCAUUUUACAAAUGUUUGACUCCCGUACAAGUACCGUAGUUUUUGCAUGAUUUCUGUAUGUGACAGGAUGAAUGUGGUAGCUGCAGAGUUUGUUCGUGUUGAAAUUCCUGACACUAACAUUUCUGAGGCUGGGGAAAAUUUUUUCUAUGCUGACUGUUGUCAGGGCCUCCCAUCUGUUCCCUCCUCAGCACAUGCACAUUCAGUUGAUAGCACAAGAAGCAUUUUUCCAGGUAUUACCAAAUCAGAAUGCGGAAAACCAAUAUUUCUUAUAGCGAGAACUAGUAAAUGCAGAACUGUUUGUUGCUUUAUGUUCACUAAAGUCCUGGUACAUUCUCAAAGUGACCUACUAGAAUGUUCUACAAUACCAGGAAGAGUAACUUCGGUUCACCCCAUUUAGCAACACAAUCUUUUGGCUAAACAGAAGCUCCAGUGUUGGGUCUUUCCUCCAUACUUCUUGGCCUAGGCUCAUUCCUUUCAUAACUCUGCCUUUUUCAGAUCUGAACCCUCUCAGGUAAUAUGAGGUGAGGGGGGUCUCAGCACCUAACAGGACCGUGCCCUAAAUUUGCUCCACAAGUUAGAAAUGUGAUGCAGUAGAGUAUAAUCCAGUAUGUGCACAAUAUGGAAAGUGCCUGUCUUGAUCAGAUUAAUUUUCAUUUCAUUAACUCAAAAUAGGCAUUUUAUUGUGUACAUACUUGUUACUAAUAUUGCUCUGCUAAUGCGUCCGUUGUUUUUAUAUAUAUAUAAUGCACAUCUUCCCGUUCAUCUUUUUACAGGGACUAUUUUUGUUGUUCUCCUUGCAUACCAGUAGGUUCCUAUAUAUAUAUGUGUGUGUGUGUGUGUGUGUAUACAUGAUAUACAAGCGUUCUCCUGUUUUUAUGAAGUUGCUAUUACAUGUUAAUAAAAUGAAUUUAAUUAGACGUUUCAUAUAUUAUUACAUUUCUUUCUUAUUUGCUUUUUUUAGUGCUAGAUUUAAGAGUCUUUUGUACUGUUAAAAUUUAUUUGAGAUGUUUUGCGUUUUGUCGGUUUUCCUACUGUGUGCUACUUACUUUUCACUCCCAUUUGGAUUAUUUUUAUGUGCUUUCUCUGUAUUUGCAAAAUUGUGCCUGGGAUAUUUUAAAGUCUGAACAAUAAAUUGUUAGAGAAUA